Molecule: messenger RNA, 648 nt
Organism: Cucurbita moschata (crookneck pumpkin)
Lineage: Eukaryota; Viridiplantae; Streptophyta; Magnoliopsida; Cucurbitales; Cucurbitaceae
Product: 26S proteasome regulatory subunit 4 homolog B-like
Exons: 3
Coding region: 23-550 (175 amino acids)
Source: RefSeq, a predicted model, not a curated record
UCUCACUCUCUUUAACACAAAAAUGGGUCAGGGCAAUCCCGGCGGAACCAACCACCAAGAGGGUUUUCGCGGUGGCCGGAAGCACGAUGACCCCAACAGGGACAAGAAAUUUGAACCAGCGGCGCCUCCGUCGCGCGUCGGCCGCAAGCAGAGAAAACAGAAGGAUCCCAACGCCGCCGCCCGCCUCCCGACGGUCACCCCUCACACCAAGUGCAAGCUUCGGCUUCUGAAGCUCGAGCGAGUCAAGGACCACUUGCUCAUGGAGGAAGAGAAGAAUGAAGAAGAUAGAUCUAAGGUCGAUGACCUUCGUGGCUCGCCGAUGAGUGUCGGGAAUCAUGCGAUUGUGUCGUCGUCUGUUGGUCCGGAGUACUAUGUGGGGAUCUUGUCGUUUGUCGAUAAACACCAGUUGGAGCCUGGAUGUGCCAUUCUUAUGCACAACAAGGUUACUAGGCUAUUGUUUUCUUCUCGUUCAUGUGCUAUUACUAUGUUCAAACAUCAAUUUCUCAAGGAAGGCAAUCCCAAUUCAAGCCAGGGUUUAAACAUCAAUUGAUCCUAUGUAUGUAUAUAUAUAGAGAGAUAAAAACAGAGUCACAGAGCAUUUCAAUGAAAGAAGAAUCAUAGGCAGCAGCACACGCGCGCACACACAUA